AUGGCGGCGGGCCGCGGGGGCGGGCGGCGGCUCCUCUGCGCCGCGGCCGCUCUGCUCCUCGCAGCGGUGCUGGGUUCCGCCGCCUUCUCCUCCUCCUCCUCGGCAGGCAGCUCCGGCAAGCCGCGGAGCCGCGUGCAAGUGCUGGUCGGCUCCAACUGGAGCCUGGUGUUGCAGGGCCAGUGGAUGUUGGAGUUCUAUGCUCCUUGGUGUCCAGCUUGUCAACAGAUUGAAUUGACAUGGGAGAGUUUUGCAAAGGAAAGCGAACAUCUAGAUAUCACUGUGGGAAAGGUGGAUGUCACUCAAGAACCAGGCUUGAGUGGUCGUUUCUUUGUCACAACGCUUCCUACAAUUUACCAUGCAAAUGAUGGAAUAUUUCGCAGAUACCGAGGCUCACGGACAUUGGAAGAUCUUCAAGGUUAUAUUUUGGAGAGAAAAUGGGAAGCUGUGGAGCCUGUAGCAGGAUGGAAGUCUCCAUCUUCUAUAAUGAUGCAUGGCAUGGCAGGACUAUUUCACUUCUCUGGAUGGAUCAGGCAAAUUCAUAGCUACCUCACUGGCACUCUUGGAAUUCAUGUUUGGAUUUCUUAUGCAAUCUUCAUCUUAGCUACUUUAUUGAUUGGCCUGUUCCUGGGUUUGAUACUGGUUUUGAUUUCAGACUGCCUUUGCCCCUCCAAGUCAAGAUACAGAGCUGAAACAUCUGAAGAAGCAAUUACAAAGGAUAAUGUGGAGAAUGCAGCAUUAGAAGAACCAGAGGAGGCUGCAGAGCUUUCCGCAGAUGAUGUGGAAGAGACUGCAGAUGUAAAAGAUCUCUCAGAUGGAGAAGAUGCAGCAAAUUCAAGUGCUGAUGACUCAGAGGAGGAUUUAGCACUCGGAAAAGAAUCAGGGGAAGAAGAAAUGGAAGACUUAAGUGAACAACCUGUAGCUGAUUCAGAGACUGAAAGCUCAGUAAGACAGCGUAAAAGUCAGGUGGCUGAUAAUGGACUAUAGUUGUUUGGGUGGUGUAUUUUGUACACUUGGACCAAAGAAGUAUCAGACCCUGCGUCUGAAGCUUACACUUGAUUUGUCACUUGUGUUUACGCAAAACCUCUGCUCUAUCAGCAGGCUUCUCUUUUUUUUUUUUAAGUUAGUACUUGCUCAUUGGGUUUGUUUUAUAAGCACAUGUGCUGUGUAUUGUAUAACUUUAGCCAUGACAAUCAAAAUAAGUAUAUAUUAUCUGUUUGAAGUCUUCUAAGAGAAAAGGGGUGUAACAGAGUCUCAGUUCACCAGCUAUAAAAUGGUCCUCUAUGCUUGUGUUCCUUUGUGAGUGUUGACCUAAGCAAGAUCAGGACUUUUAACUCUUUACAGUAGCUUGGCAGGACUGUGACUUUUCUGUCUGAAUGUUUGUUUCCUAAAUGCCACAGAAGCACCAGAUAAGUGAUACAGGAAUGAAAGAAGGCACCUUACUAGUCUUCUAUUAAAAAUGUUGUGUAUGAUGGGCUUAUUUUUAUCACUUUCAACCGAAGCACCUUUCUCUUUCAUUUUUAUUAACAUUUGUUGUGAAAGUUUAUCAUACAGUACGCCCCCAGAUUUUUCAGCUUUUGGUAAUUCAGAGGCAUGCUGCACUGCUCAAGCUUGUCAGCUGAGUUUUUUGACCCAAGGAGUUUGAGUAAUUGAAAACCUCAGGCUGAGAAAGAGUGGCAGCUAAAUGUUUAAAAUAUGUUUGAACUUUUAAAAGGUUUAAAGGAAAUUAUUUUGGUCAGGGGAGAUUUUUGCCAAAGCAUGACUUUUCUCUUUUUUUUUUUCCUCCUUUAAGAGAUUGUAGCAAGUUCUGCUAUUUCCAACUCAGAAUACUUUUGGCAGAACUCAAACUGCUUUAGUAACAUUAACUGAAAAGGCACUUAAGGCUUUACCUUUGAUCACUUUUCUACUUUUUGUCACUGGAAUUGGCACGUUAGGAAAAGAGAGGGGCAUGGGUGGGUAGUGGGGAGAAGCUUUUGUUUUUGCUACUUAUAUCAAGAUAAACGUGUCUAUUGAACUGUGUAAAGUGAAAAUGGCUUGUCAGUAGACAGCAUUAGGUGUCGUUAGAAGACUUAAGUCAUUAAAGGUAUCACUGUUUCCCUCCUUUGACUUGGUUAAUAUAUAAGGCGUUUCUUUUGGUAAGGAAUACCUACAGUGAGAUCCUGUAUGUUCCUGUUUUGUUGAUACGUGAUCAUGUGCUUAAGAUGUGUCUUAAUCUCGAUUAUUUUUUUUAUAUAUAUUGCAUAAACCUUGCUAACAUGCAUGAAUUUCAUCUUGUUCUUCAAGAAUAAAGAGUAAUUGGAGAUGAAAUAAUCUCUCAUUAGAAGAGACAAGUUGCAAGUGCAAAAUGCUGGUUUCCUUUGAGACUGAGGUUAAUAGGGCCAAUUUGUGUUGAAUGUUUUGG
Gavia stellata (red-throated loon) is the source of this 2398-nucleotide messenger RNA. RefSeq names its product thioredoxin related transmembrane protein 4 (gene TMX4). The record is from RefSeq and is a predicted model, not a curated record. The transcript has 8 exons. Bases 1 to 984 code for a protein of 327 amino acids. Lineage: Eukaryota; Metazoa; Chordata; Aves; Gaviiformes; Gaviidae.